Messenger RNA from Fusarium vanettenii 77-13-4, 237 nucleotides. RefSeq lists its product as uncharacterized. The annotation marks the transcript as partial. The record is from RefSeq and is a predicted model, not a curated record. Lineage: Eukaryota; Fungi; Ascomycota; Sordariomycetes; Hypocreales; Nectriaceae. The transcript has 2 exons.
GGCGAUGAUUUCUCCAACCCCCUGUUCACCGACCUAGCUCCGCUGCUGGCCCUCUUCGGGGAAAGGGUCACCAUGCAGCUCAUGAGCAAAGCUAUGGGCUGGGCCGACAAUGUGAUUCUGGCAGUGGGCCCGCUGGGCAAAAUCACCGGUAUCGUCGGCGCCAUCAGGAUCAGAUGUCCGUCGUGGUUCAGAGCCGUCAUUGGUAGAGCGAGGGAGAGCCGUGCUGUCCCCGUUCCG